Molecule: messenger RNA, 583 nt
Organism: Diachasmimorpha longicaudata
Lineage: Eukaryota; Metazoa; Arthropoda; Insecta; Hymenoptera; Braconidae
Gene: CSP1
Product: ejaculatory bulb-specific protein 3-like
Exons: 2
Coding region: 74-424 (116 amino acids)
Source: RefSeq, a predicted model, not a curated record
AUUGGCUAUCCAGUUUACCGGGAAUUGAAUAGUGAUAAAGUUCUUUGGAGUCUUAGAUCGUUCUCCAUCAACAAUGUCUCGAGGUGCUGUUAUCAUCGUUCUGGUGUUCCUCAGUGCUGUUAUCGCCGAAGAAAAAUAUGGCGACAAAUAUGAUCACAUCGAUGUAGACGGAAUUCUUGAGAAUGACAGACAGAGGGAGACUUACUAUCAAUGUUUCGCCGGUACUGGACCUUGUAAAACUGCUGCCGCCAGGUUCUUCAGGGACACUCUUCCAGAGGCGAUCGUGACGAGAUGCAAAAAAUGUACAGAGAGACAAACCAUCAAUUUCGAUAAAAUAAGCGAAUGGUAUACAAAAAAUGAGCCUGAGAAAUAUCAAAUCAUUGUUGCUAAAGCAGUUCGAGAUAUAAUGGCCAGAUCGGCGUAAGUUCCCUGGAGGAAUUAAUUGAUGAGGCCGGAACAAUCAUUAGAUAUUGCUCCCUGAGACUGGUAUUGAUACAAAUGGAAGGAUUUUAUUCUGGAGCCAAUAAUGUAUAAUUUAAAUAAUUAAGCCUCCAGCUAAUAAAGAACUGUUAUUGUUGUUAAA